UCUUCUCAACUGAUGACGUGUGCGUUGCACAAAACUCAACUUGUUUUCAGUUUCACAAUAAAACCGGCUAAAGGUAUUCUUCUAUAGACCGAGGGUAUUUUUUUGUGGAUUGUGUCUAGAAACAUAAAAGGAAAAUGGAGACAUUGUACCAUCAAACAAAUAAGCAAAUCCAGGAGGUACAGUCGCUCAUGGGACGCCUGGAGAACACAGAUCGUCAGUCUGUCCACUUGUUGGAGAACGAUCUGCAGGCCAGAAUCGACCAGAUCUUCAGCCAUUUGGAACGUCUGGAAAUCCUGGCUGGCAAAGAACCGCCAAACCGCCGUCAGAACGUCAAACUGCGGGUAGACCAGCUGAAGUAUGAUGUUCAGCACCUCCAGACGGCGCUGAGGAACUUCCAGCACCGUCGCUACUCACGAGAGACGCAGGACCGAGAGAGGGAGGAGCUCAUGAGUCGUACCUUCACCACCAACGAUGCAGACACCUCCAUCCCCAUAGACGAGACGUUGCAGUUAAACUCCAACCUGAACAACGCACACAGAGGCAUGGACGACCUCCUGGGCAGCGGCAGCAGCAUCCUCACCGGACUCCGGGACCAGAGGGACACGCUCAAGGGGACCCACAAGAAGAUGCUGGAUGUGGCCAACAUGCUGGGUCUGUCCAACACGGUGAUGAGGCUGAUCGAGAAGAGGGCCACCCAGGAUAAGUUCGUCAUGAUUGGAGGGAUGCUGCUCACCUGUGUGGUCAUGUUCCUGGUGGUCAAGUACCUGGGCUGACCAUGAC
This is a messenger RNA of Oncorhynchus gorbuscha (pink salmon), 780 nucleotides long. RefSeq names its product Golgi SNAP receptor complex member 2-like. Gene Ontology annotation, cellular component: ER to Golgi transport vesicle membrane; late endosome membrane; SNARE complex. Lineage: Eukaryota; Metazoa; Chordata; Actinopteri; Salmoniformes; Salmonidae. Gene Ontology annotation, biological process: vesicle fusion; intra-Golgi vesicle-mediated transport. Gene Ontology annotation, molecular function: SNAP receptor activity; SNARE binding. The coding region runs from base 135 to 773 and encodes 212 amino acids. The transcript has 6 exons. The record is from RefSeq and is a predicted model, not a curated record.